Anarrhichthys ocellatus (wolf-eel) is the source of this 1977-nucleotide messenger RNA. Its product is annotated as actin-binding Rho-activating protein. NCBI's taxonomy places the organism in Eukaryota, Metazoa, Chordata, Actinopteri, Perciformes, Anarhichadidae. The transcript has 2 exons. Gene Ontology annotation, cellular component: sarcomere. Bases 149 to 685 code for a protein of 178 amino acids. Gene Ontology annotation, molecular function: actin binding. The record is from RefSeq and is a predicted model, not a curated record. Gene Ontology annotation, biological process: positive regulation of transcription by RNA polymerase II; positive regulation of Rho protein signal transduction.
UUGCUGCUGUCAGCAGUGCUGCAGGACUGUAUUGUGAAGUAGUUCUGCAUAGUAACAGUGUAAUCAAAUGAUUUUUUUUUCUCCACUUUGGCAACAAUGAAACAUUAAUGCAGAUGAAGUGAGGAUCGAAUCCGUGUGCAGCGUAGUGAUGGGGACGAACAGCCAGAGCAGCAUCAUGGAAACUGAGGAUGACAUCCCUGAUCCUGCUCAGUUUAGCGAUGACACUGCUGCGUGCAUUGUUUCUGUGAAAGGCUUAAAGGAAAACUGGCAGAAGUGGUCCGAUGAGCACCGGGAGUACCAGAAGCACAACCCCUUCAGUCAGGACACCAGACCCAGUGUGGUGGUCCCUCAGAGGGGGCAGGAUGAUUACGGGAGACCCCUGCAGGGGUCCGUGACGGAGCAGCGAGGGAAGGAUGCUCACACACACGUCAGCAGAGAGGUUGAGGAGCUGUGUGAGGUGAUAAGAAACAUCGGACAACCUGGAGACAAAGAUGGGGAUGGAAGAAGUAGCGAUGGGAGAGUCAUCACUGUGGAAUUCGGGAAACUGUUUGAGCAUUAUGUGACGAUCUCUAAUAAACUAGUGGGGAUUCUUCUACGAGCGAGGAAGCAGGGGCUGGUUGACUUUGAGGGAGAAAUGCUGUGGCAGGGGAAGGACGACCAUGCAGUUAUCACUCUGUUGCAGUGAUCACAAACUUGGAUUAGUGUUUAUGCCUUGAUUCAUGUUACAUGCAGUACAUGCAGUGGCAAUAUAGAGCUCCUUCAUGGCAGCACUCACUGUGGUAUUCAGAUAGCAGGGGGAUAGCACUCAUUGUACUUUAGUCACAUAUAGUCACAUAAUAGUUUUUCUUCCUUACAAAAGUAAAAACUUACGUAGCUGAUAAUUCACAUCACCUCCCUGAGGAGUGUACAUUAGCCAUACUAAUGUAUUUUCUCCUUGUGAUAAAAAACACAUAAUCAAUUGAAUCACUAAUCACAAAGAGUUAAAAACUAAAACUGUCCAAAGUGCAAAUAGAAAAACCUGAAGAAAUGGCAUGAAAUACUUAGGUCACAAUUACAAACACUUUUACAAGUUUGGGUCUUACCAGGGGAAAUGACAAGUGGCAGCAUUUGUCAGCAACAAAAAGAGGACAUCUGCAUGUGGAUUCAUGAGUUUUAAAAGCUAUUAAUAGCACUCAAAAAAGGCCAAACUGUUUGUACCUAAAAUGCAGAUGCAUCAGACAAAUAAUAAUAAAGUAACAUGUCGAAGGAAAUUAAAUCAGGAUAUGCAAAGCUAAAUCUUAAGCACAAAUAAAGAGAAACAUUGAUCUGAGGUUGAAACUCAACAAUAGAGAUACGACAGAAAUACUAUUCGUUGGGGGAGUUAAACCUUGUGUUUCUCAGGGUGACUAGGUUGUUUACAUUAUUUUAUUAUCUCGCUAAAUCAGAUCUUAGCCGAACGAAUCCCUUUCCCUAUAUUUCCUUCGCUCGCUUUGUAAUGUGGGAGAAGUGGCGGAGUGAGCAGCUGAAAUGAAGUCAGAGUGGUUAAUGAGUCUGAACCAAAGCCAAAGAGAACACGAGGCUGCCUGUGACAGACAAUAUGGGGCUAUAGGAUGAACUUGAUCCGAGUUGGCUUGGCUGCGUCACAGCAUUACAAAUGUGCUUUGUAGUUUAGGUCACCUUGUUACAGUUUGAAACUAUGUUUACCUGCACCACACUAAGUCACAUCUACAAUAAACACAAAAUGCUGCUUUAAUGAAAUGAGAACUACACAGUAAACUGUGUGCUGACUAAUAUAUGCCAUAACAUCUGCUGCCCUUAAAAGUAAUGGCCAUGCAAACUAAUGAACGUUUUUUAGCUUUAAAAAGUUGAUUAUUCAAUUAGCAAGUACUGCUUGUGGUAUUAAAAUAAAGAAAGAAAGUAACAUCUUGUCUGUUAUUGUGUUGCUGCGGGUGCUUUGUGAACUGUAAGCACUGACUGGAGUAGUUAAACUAAUGACUG